AACAUUAAUACAAAAAGCGAAAUUUCAAAAUCCUGUUGGCUUAAAGUGGCUUUUUCAAGUCUUUCCAAUAAAUGUUAAACAAAUAUUCGGGUUCGCUGGCACAUCGGAUGAGAAAGACUGUUUAGCAUUUGGCAUUUAUCAGGUGUGUAUUUACGUAGAGUAUAACAGAUUUAAAACAGAAAUUCUUUGACCUGCUGCAGUCAAAAACGAAAUCAAACAGUCACACGGUGGAAACGUGCGAGGUGGUUGAGCGCCGCAAAUCAGCGGUUUAUCUUCCAUGAAAUUUUAAUAUAACAGAGGAGUCGACCCAUUAAGACAGAAACAAACAUAUUACCGCUUGGUAAUUAGUUCUUGUCUUAUUCAGCCAUCAUUUGGUCGCGGGAAGCUUUUUUUUUCGAGAACAUUAUUUCGGAUCAGUGGCACACUACGAUGAAAGCAGCGCUGGAUAAUUUUCUCAAAAACCACGCUGAUGCCUUCGUACGAUAUCGUCGAAAGAAGCUUAAGGAAAUCGAAAACCUAAUUAAUCCAUUAUUGGAAGAAGUGAAGAAACUGGAUGGAAAAUUUGACUUUGAAAUGGUCAACCCUAAAAGCUUUUAUACCAUCAAGUCACCCAUCCAUUACGAAGUACUUCUGAUUUUUCACGGGGUGGACCCUGAAGAGAUUUCUGUCGAAGACGGGCAAACACCAGCGGGAUUUGCGCUAGCGAAACUUACUGGUAAAAAAAUGGUGUCUAAGUGGAAAUUUUGCAGUGGGAACAGUAAUCCCAGCAAGGUUUACAUGUCGGCUAAGAUUGUCAGAGAGAAACUCUUCGAGCUUGUAAACCGAGUGAUCAGCAGCUCGUCUUUUCUGGAAUCACUCGAAGGGAGUAACUUUUGUGUAGAAGUCGUCGACGACGACGAUGUGAUUUCAAUGCGGGUCAGCGGACAAGACGUUGAAGCAUACAGCGUUGAUCUUAUCCCAGCAAUUCCUUAUCCAGGACGCUGGGUGCUCUCUGCGCAUGCGUGGGAAUCCAAGCAAGCUGAUUGGAUGAGCAAGACUUUGAAGGAAGAAGUCAUUAAGACCGGAUUUCACUUGGUAGCCAGGCCAUCACCGAGUAGGUCAUCGUACCAGUGGCAGAUUGAUUUUCCUGGCCCCAUGAGGAAGCUACUGGAAAUAGACAUGGGCUGUCGCAUAAAAUGUCUGCUUAUUCUUGAGAUCAUUAUGGGCGACAUGUACUCUCAAAGGGAUGCAUGCGACAGUUUCCAACUCGAAACUCUCGUGUUGCGUAUAACAGAACACUAUCCAGUGAAAUCGUUCUGGAGCGAAGAAAAAUUCUCUAAACGUUUCUUAGACACCAUAAGAGAACUGCAACGAUGUCUCUCAGAAAGACACCUGACGCAGAUUUUUAUCCCAGGCGUGAAUUUGUUUCGAGAUUUCGACAAAUUGAGUUUGAAAAGUUGCGAAGAAGUUGUUCAGAGUGUUUUAGAAAACCCAGAAAAUUUCCUGAACACUUUCGAACUGUUCCAAUAUACAACUGCUUUGUAACCCAGAAAAAUAGUAGGCAAAGUCUUUACUUAAGCCAGAUAGCCCAUCCAACCCGAGUUUUAUCCCAGUUUCCUUAGCAUGUAGCGAAUAGGAAGUUACCUCUCCCCCUCUCCCCCUUACGUGGGAUUUCAGUCCAUCACAAGGUUACCCCUCGCCCAGGCAUUUCAUCGGGGUUCCCUGACAUUUUUCCUGCACCUUUUUAUACCUCCGGAUGGAGAGAGGCACCGUGAAAGAGAUUUGUUUUCCCAAGAAGACAACACAAUGACCUGGCUAAGUCUCGAACCCAGACCUCUCAACCCGGAAUUCAGCGCACACUGCGUCUCCCACCGAAAGAUCGUUAGAGCUGAGUACUUUGACGUCUUUAUUCUCAAGAUCUAGAGUGACCAGGAGGCAAUUUCUCCCAACAAUAACACUACACUAACAAGCCGAUGGGGAAUGACAAUUGAGAUAAUAAGGGGAUAAUAAUUUCAGUGAUGAAAAACUAAAUUCUCAGAACUACCAUUAUAGGAGAUGCGUGGAAGACAGCAAGGAUAAUUAUUAUAGUGAUCUUUCAGAUCUUGCUUUUGUAUGAUGUAGCUACCACGUUCCACUGAACGAUCUUUAUCUGGGAUCGCUUAUUUUUCAGUCAGCAUCUCUGUAGGGAAGCUUUAAGAUAAAAAGAAACCUUAGAAAAAUCAUUUACUUAGGUACACAAUCAAAAAGAGGGAAAAAAAAUUAAUAAGGAACGAAGAACUCUUCGUGAUGGGUUCCAAGUGACAGACUUGAAAAAAAGGCUACAUUGGUGAUGUAAAUGAAGCGAAACUGUUUGAAAAUGAAGCUUGCACGGGCAAUAUUAAAUCAUAUAUUUACCAAG
This is a messenger RNA of Pocillopora damicornis (cauliflower coral), 2377 nucleotides long. Its product is annotated as protein mab-21-like 2. Lineage: Eukaryota; Metazoa; Cnidaria; Anthozoa; Scleractinia; Pocilloporidae. The record is from RefSeq and is a predicted model, not a curated record.